AUGUUUGUGACCAGGAAUUCCAGGCCCAAUAUUGUCCUGCUGAUGGCAGACGACCUUGGGGUGGGAGAUUUGAGCUGCUACGGGAAUCACACAGUGAGAACACCCAACAUCGACCGCCUGGCCCGAGAGGGAGUGAGGCUGACCCAGCACCUGGCGGCUGCCUCCGUGUGCACCCCCAGCCGGGCUGCCUUCCUGACCGGCCGCUACCCCGUCCGAUCCGGGAUGGCUUCUGCCUUCAACCUGAACCGUGGCCUCGCCUGGCUUGGAGGCUCAGGUGGUCUUCCCACCAACGAGACGACGUUUGCCAAGCUCCUGCAGCACCGCGGCUACCGCACGGGGCUCAUAGGAAAGUGGCAUCAAGGUCUGAGUUGUGCCUCUCGGAAUGACCACUGUUCCCACCCGCUGAACCACGGGUUUGACGACUUCUACGGGCUGCCCUUCGGCCUCCUGAGUGACUGCCGGGCUUCUGAGGUGCCUGAACUCCACCGCUGGCUCCGGGUCAAGCUCAGCAUCUCCACGGUGGCCGUCGGCCUGGUCCCCAUCCUACUGCUCAUUCCCAACUUCACCCGCUGGUUCUCGGUCCCGUGGCCGGUCAUUGUGACCUUCGGGCUCCUGGCCUUCCUGUUUCUCGCGUCCUGGUACUGCAGCUACGGGUUUGUCCGGCGCUGGAACUGCAUCGUGAUGCGGGACCACGCAGUGAUCCAGCAGCCGAUGACGGAAGGCAGGGUCCCCUCGCUCCUGCUGAAGGAGGCCCUGUCCUUCAUCGACAGGUAUAAACAUCGUCCAUUCCUCCUGUUCGUCUCUUUUCUACAUGUGCACACGCCACUGGUCACCAGACAGAAGUUUGUGGGGCGCAGUAAACACGGUCGAUACGGCGACAAUUUGGAAGAACUGGACUGGAUGGUGGGUAAGAUCUUGCAGUCCCUGGACCGGGAGCAGCUGGCCAACCGCACGCUGGUCUACUUCACCUCGGACAACGGGGCCUUCCUGGAGGUGCAGGCCGGCGGGGCGCACCUGGGAGGCUGGAACGGGGUCUACAGAGGUGGGAAAGGAAUGGGCGGAUGGGAAGGGGGCAUCCGUGUCCCAGGAAUAUUCCGGUGGCCGACCGUCCUGGAGGCUGGCAAAGUCAUCGACGAGCCCACCAGCCUAAUGGACAUUUACCCAACGUUGUCAUAUGUCAGUGGAGGAAUAUUGCCCCAGGACAGAGUGAUUGACGGCCAGAACCUAAUGCCUCUGUUGGAAGGCAGGGUCCACCACUCCAACCAUGAGUUCCUCUUCCACUACUGUGGGGUGUACCUGCACGCUGUGAGGUGGCAUCAGAAAGACUGUGAGUAUGAAGAUGGUGCAACUGUGUGGAAGGUUCAUUACGUGACUCCCAGAUUUUCCCCGGAGGGCGCUGGAGCCUGCUACGGAAGCGGAACCUGUUCCUGCGUCGGAGAUGUCACCUCCCAUGACCCUCCGCUGCUGUUUGACAUUUCUAGAGACCCUUCGGAAUCGCGACCUCUCAGCCCUGACAACGAAGCCUUGUUUGACGCCGUGGUGAAGAGAAUCCAUGCGGCCGUGCGACAGCACCGGAGGACCCUGACCCCCGUCCCACAGCAGCUGUCUGUGUUCAACACCAUGUGGAAACCAUGGCUGCAGCCCUGCUGUGGGACUUUCCCCUUCUGUGGGUGUGAUAAGGAAGAUGACAUCGCACGCAACGCUUGA
Molossus molossus (Pallas's mastiff bat) is the source of this 1707-nucleotide messenger RNA. It is a transcript of the gene ARSH, whose product is annotated as arylsulfatase family member H. Lineage: Eukaryota; Metazoa; Chordata; Mammalia; Chiroptera; Molossidae. Gene Ontology annotation, molecular function: arylsulfatase activity. The transcript is spliced from 9 exons. Bases 1 to 1707 code for a protein of 568 amino acids. The record is from RefSeq and is a predicted model, not a curated record.